Molecule: messenger RNA, 1527 nt
Organism: Theobroma cacao (cacao)
Lineage: Eukaryota; Viridiplantae; Streptophyta; Magnoliopsida; Malvales; Malvaceae
Cellular component (GO): cytoplasm
Molecular function (GO): electron-transferring-flavoprotein dehydrogenase activity; flavin adenine dinucleotide binding
Source: RefSeq, a predicted model, not a curated record
GUUUUGGAAUGGCCUAGUUGUUUCCCGAAAAUCUGAAAAUUGGGAAGGAACAAAAUUGCGCGUACCAGCUAUCAUGCCAUUGGCCUUUUCCUUUUCUUUAUCACCACGACAGAAGAAAUCUCCCCUUUGAUAGAAACUUCUUCGCAAUCCCUUCCUCCAUAUUCACACCAACUGAUGCUUUAAAUUCAGCACCCAGCCAAUUUCUUCCAAAAACCUGAACAAACAAUGGACUUGGGAGGAGAGAAAAGAAGGGUGGUGAUUGUUGGAGGUGGGAUUGCUGGCUCCCUCCUUGCCAAGUCUAUCCAGUUCAAUGCUGAUGUCACCCUUAUCGAUCCGAAGGAGUAUCUUGAGAUCACAUGGGCAAACUUAAGGAACAUGGUGGAGCCAUCGUUUGCCGAGAGAUCAGUGAUAAACCAUAGAGAUUACCUUACUAAUGGGCGUAUCGUUACAUCUGCUGCGAUAAAUGUCACUGAAACUGAAGUGUUGACUGCAGAGGGCCGUCUUAUUACUUAUGAUUAUCUCGUUAUUGCAACUGGACACAAGGAUCCUGUUCCCAAAACUAAGAAGGAAAGACUUGAUCGAUACCAAGCAGAAAAUCAAAAGAUACAAUCUGCCCAUUCUAUUUUAAUUAUUGGAGGAGGUCCAACUGGUGUUGAACUUGCUGGAGAAAUUGCCACUGACUUUCCAGAGAAGAAGGUUACUCUGGUGCAUAAGGGACAAAGGUUGCUGGAAUUUAUUGGGUUAAAGGCUGCUGAUAAGUGUUUACGUUGGCUGAGAUCAAGGAAAGUUGAAGUAAAGUUGGAGCAAGCAGUUGACCUGAAUUCCACUUCAGAUGGAAGCCAAGAAUACCAAACAUCAACAGGAGAAAGUAUCAAAGCGGAUUGCCAUUUCCUUUGUGCAGGGAAACCAUUGGCUUCAGCAUGGCUUAAUGAGACUAUAUUGAAGACUAAAUUGGAUAAAAGUGGAAGGCUGAUGGUUGAUGAGUAUUUGAGAGUCAAGGGUCACAGCAAUAUAUUUGCAAUUGGAGAUAUCACUGAUAUUCCAGAACUCAAACAAGGUUAUUUAGCUCACAAACAUGCCUUGGUCGUUGCUAAAAACUUGAAGCUGUUGAUGGCUGGAGGAAAAGAGAGCAAAAUGUCCACGUAUGAGCCUGGUUCAGCAAUUGCCAUGGUUUCGCUUGGGAGAAAAGAUGCUGUGGCACAAUUUCCCUUUACUACCAUCAGUGGAUGUGUUCCUGGCUUGCUCAAAUCCAGAGACUUGUUUAUAGGCAGAACAAGAAAGCAGAUGGGCUUACAACCAUAAGCUGUAGAUGCUGAAGGAUGACUAAAAGAAGUCUCUAUUUUGACAUUGCGUUCACUACGUCUACCCCUAUUGGUUUUCAAUACGAGCUGCAUAUAUUCGUUAUCUCAUAUAUAUUUUUUUAUUUUUUGAACCCCUCCUUUUGGCUGUUGAUUCCAUGUUGUCGAGGAUUUGUAUCUUUAAUUGUUUUGUGAAAUAUGAUAAAUAAAGGCACAGUUCAGAGUGAUA